GUGAGACCGGCGUGAGCGCGCGCGCUGGUAAUACGAAACUUAGAAUAUCAUCCUGUUCUUCAUGCCAUGAUGAGCGGGACUGGGGCGCUUGACCCGAAUUGAUGUGUGUGCCACUAAGGUUGUAUGGAUACCAGGAUUAAAUCAACAGAAAGACACUGACAGAAGACACGGCUGCUCGCCAGGUGGCGGUGUAAUGAAGAUCCAUAAGAAGAUUCUAACCCAUUACCUGUCCUGCACUUCACCUGUAGUUAAGGAGGGAUACCUCUACAAAAAGAGAGAGAGGAACACCACAUACCUGCGCCGCUGGUUUGUGCUGAAGGGGAAUCUGCUGUUUUAUCAGGAGCGUCCGGGUGAUCGCAACCUGCUGGGUGUGAUUGUGCUGGAGGGCUGCAUGGUGCAGGCAUGUGAGACAGACGGUCAGUUCUGUUUCUCUCUGGUGUUCACUGGACCAGGCCUACGCACCUAUAGACUAGCUGCUGAUGACCAUCUCAGCCAGGAGAGCUGGAUCGCUGCUCUGUUCUGCGCUAGUCACAUCUACCUCUCCAUGAUAGUAAGAGACCUGGAGAGACGAUACAAAGAAGCCAAAAGAGACAAAGGCCUUUGUGUUUCCAUCCAGACCUCUGAAGUGACUUCUGCACCCAACACGAUAAUGGCUUCUUGGUACACAGGACAACCGUAUUUCAUACAAGGGACUUCCAUAGCGCCCAGAGAUGGGCGGAGCUACAGCACCAGUUCAAUAGCGCCUACAUAUGUGCCGAACAGGCCCAGCAACUACAGUCUUCAUGCCCCUCCAGCUCAGUUCAAAGCUACUAACAAGAGAUCUCCAAAGCUCUGGCCAAAGAGAAAUGCUCACGUCACACCUUUAAAUGGUCCGGCACCAUCUUAUAGUGAGUGGCCAAUGAUGGGCUUCGAUCCUUUGGAGGAAUUCAGCAAACUGCAUGAACACUAUGGAAAUGAGGUUAAGCAGCUAAGAGCUGAUUGGCUGAAGAAGAAGCGCAAGGAAACUGGAUACGUAGAGGAGGACCUCAUUGAUCUUGGCUAGAGUGAUCUCUGAUUUGAGCUUCUUGUCUAAAUAGUCGUUCCUGUAAACAGAUUAAUGAAUGUAUUAUGAAUGUGACCAUAUAAUAGCAUAAUGUUCAGGCAUUAGCACUGGUUUCUAAUUUUGGUGGCAUUUCUGAUAAAAGAUUUCUCAUU
Molecule: messenger RNA, 1194 nt
Organism: Danio aesculapii
Lineage: Eukaryota; Metazoa; Chordata; Actinopteri; Cypriniformes; Danionidae
Gene: pheta2
Product: PH domain containing endocytic trafficking adaptor 2
Exons: 4
Coding region: 194-1042 (282 amino acids)
Biological process (GO): receptor recycling; retrograde transport, endosome to Golgi; endosome organization
Cellular component (GO): recycling endosome; early endosome; trans-Golgi network
Source: RefSeq, a predicted model, not a curated record